GUGACUAUUCAGCACACAAAACAGUAAAAUGGUUCCCCAGAGAACGAAAUUCAACCUCAUUGCACUCGUCAGUCUGUGCGUAAUCAAUAUUAUGGAGAUUGAAUCAGAUAAAUUUAAUUAUCCGAUGACAGUUGGUACAGACGGACAAAUGACCGUUGAUUUUGGGGGAAUACUAAUCACUCUGAGUGAUACCUUCAUAAUUACAAUUCAAGGUAAAAACUGUACAUAUGUAUUUGACUUCUCACAACCAAACCAAGAGGAGUUUAGAGUUAGAAGAGGAAAUCGUCGAGCUUCUCUAGCGUGCAAAGACGACUCGAAUACUUCAAACAAAAGAAGACGAAUUAAGAGAAUACUUGAUGACAGUAACCGAUAGACUCUGUUUGUGCGAAAAUCUGCUGAAGUUGUAGCGAAAAUGGCAACAUUUGGCUUCAUAUACAUUGUUUAGCUAAAGAAUAAUUUCAACUGUGCUAAUUCAAAUGCUUUGCUUCGGUGUUGGUAAAGCCAGUAUGCUUCAUUGUGUGAAAAAUGAGUAUUCUUCUUCUUCUUUCUGUAGAUUAGAUAUUCUUCAAUAAAUGUAUAUUUACAAACUG
Trichobilharzia regenti is the source of this 590-nucleotide messenger RNA. NCBI's taxonomy places the organism in Eukaryota, Metazoa, Platyhelminthes, Trematoda, Strigeidida, Schistosomatidae. The record is from the annotation of a GenBank genome assembly.